UUAGCAAGCAAACUGCACGAUUUACGAGAUGAAUUUCUUGAGGCAAUUAGAAUAACAAAAAAUUUCUUCAAAUCAAGUGAUCUACUUGAAAUCAUUGACUACCUCAAUACACACGCAUUGUCAUUACUUGGUCCUAAAAAGGGACAGCAAACAACUGCUGAAAAAGUUAGAGAAGAGUUUAAAGAUAUCGGAACAUUAUCAGAAUUAUUUACUCUGUUACAAGACAAGUUCGUGUCAUGGUUCAACUAUAAACUAAUGAUAAAACUUGUUGGAGUAUUUCUACCUGAAAAUCGUUCAUUAAAGAGAACUUGGUCAGAAUAUGAAGAGAAGUUAAAGGAUUAUUUUAUAAACAGUGGUGGACUAUUGAAAGAUGCUGAUGCUGUACAGUUUGGUAUAAAAGGUGUUCCUCCUGGUACACGAGUAAUGAUUGCUAAAGUUGACAGAGAUGACUACACACUGGAUGACCUAUUCUUUUUUCGUAGAGCAAUACCAGAAGGUUUGGAUGUUCCUGAAUAUGAUCUUCACUUCAGAUCUAUUCACCUGAGUUCUCUCUGUUUGGGUUACCUCAUUUCUGAGUAUCUUUAUUCUUUAUUAUUUCCUCUAACUACAAAGCUACAGCAACAGUUAGCUAGUAUUGGUAUCACUGAACUAACAUGUGGUGAAGAUAAAUAUGAUCUAAGAGAGUUCUCAAUAGAAGAGGUUAAGCACUCAUCCACUGAUAUUGAUAUAUGUGAUCCAUUAUGGUAUGAGAAUACCAGUACACCAUUACAUGAAGCAGCUUGGAGAGGAUUAAAAGAUGAAGUACAAUGGCUUCUUAACAAGUUUGGCUACAGCACAUAUCAUCGUGGUCUUCAUGGUUGGACCCCAUUACACUCUGCAUCAUACGGUGGACACAUUGAGAUCCUUCAACUACUCAUCGAUCAAUAUGGUAUUGAUCCUAAUGAAGGUGAUGAUAAUAGUGUAUCUAGUAUACAUAUGGCAUCUUAUAAAGGCCACUUAUCUAUAGUAAAAUAUCUAGUAGACACGUGUGACGUUCCUCCUGAUCAACCAGACAAUAGCAAUAACACUGCAUUACUGUACUCAGCAAUGGGGGGCCAUUCUGACCUAGUGGAAUUCUUUAUUGAGAGAAAUUGUAAUACUUCUCAGAUUAAUUGUGUUAGUGCCUCUUUAUCAUUGUUAGCUUGUCAAAGUGGAGAGUUAGCAUUAGUCCACAAGCUUGAAUCAUUAAACCUCUUCUCACCAGAUUCCACUGAUUUUUAUGGACUCAGUAUAUUGCAUUACUCUUCUAUGAGUAAUAAUGCUGAGCUUUUUAAGUAUCUUUUAAAUCGAUAUCAAUUAUCCAUUGAUGUAAAGGAUCAAUAUGGUAGGACUCUACUUCAUAUUGCUUCAUGGUUUGCUUCAUCAUCAGUUGUUGAGUAUAUUGUUAGUAUUCAAGAUAAUGAAGCAUUAUUAGUUAAUGAUAAUGAUGGCUACUCGUGGUUACAUCGUGCAUGUAAUGCAGGUAUACACUUUUCAGCUGGUAUUGUGUAUAGUAAGCUUAUGGCACAAAGUGAUGUACCAGUUAUUCAGAUUAUUAAUACAACUCAAAUAAAACAAAAUAUUGAUUUUAUCAAACAAAAUGAAAGAGUUAAAAUGUUUUCUUCACUUCUCAAGAAAGCUAGCACUUGCCCUAACUUUGACAUCAAUGCCGCUACAAAUGAUGGUUGGUCAUUACUUCAUUUAGCAUCAUGGAGUGGCAGUACAUUACUAGUGAAAGCAUUAGAAGAAUAUAAUAUCAAUUGUACAUUAGAUAAUGAUGAUGUAUCUCCAGUACAUUUUGCUGCCUGGUCAGGUUCUACUAGUGUAUUAAGUUAUAUCAUAUCUCAGUAUAAACUCAAUGCUAAUGAUACUGAUACUUAUGGUCGUACACCAUUAGUCUACUCCUGCCAGGCAGAUAAUGAAGGACGCACGUUAGUACAUCAUGCUGCAUGGAGUGGUAACUUUGAUUUAGUUCAGUAUCUUAUUACUGAACAAGUAUGGAAGGGUCACUUGAAUGUAUUGAAGUAUCUCAUUGAUAAUAAUUAUUGUAAUCCUAAUGCAACCAAUCAUCAAGGCCGUACACCACUACAUGUUGCUGUAGCAGCUAAUAAAUAUGAAAUAUUAGAAUAUUUACUGAGUAAGAGUAUACCCUCAAUGAGUGUUGUCUGGUUACCCUGUCAAGAUGGAAAACAGAAUAUGGUAUCACUUUUACUAAAAGCCAGUCUGUCUAACAAUAACUUAUUCAUUACUAACAAGAAAGGACAGACACCAUUACACUUAGCAGCUGCCUCUGGUCAUAAGGAUACCACUGAAGCUUUACUGUUCUCAGUCACUGGUAGUUCUACUCAUCAUGAUCUCCUUACAGCUACUGAUAAUGAAGGAUUCACUGUAUUACAUACAGCUUGCAGUAAUGGCCAUAUUGAUGUGUUUCGUUAUUUAUCCAGUAUUUAUCCUCAAGGUGUUAAUGUAAUGGAUAAUAGAGGACGUGGUUUACUUCAUGCAGCAUGUGAGGGAGGAGAUAUUGGAAUAGUAAGAACACUAAUUGAGACACAUGGACUGGAUCCAUUAGCAGAAGAUGAAAAUGGCAUCACCUGCUUACACUUACUAGCAGAGAGAACAGGUACAUGGAUGAGAAUGAUUGCUAUAGAAAAAAGCAUUGAAAUAUACCAGUAUUUGGAACCCAACAUUGUCUCUAAUCCAGUACCUAAAGACAAGUCUGGUCGUACUCCUCUUCAUUAUGCUUCUUGUUCUGAUAAUAUUCGUAUGGUACGUUAUCUCAUAGAGACCUUCCCCUGUACUCCUGAUGAUCCUGAUAAUAAUGAAUACACUUCAGUUCAUGGAGCAUGUGAAGCUGGUAGUAUGGAAUUAGUACAAUACUUUCUAACUGAUCUCAAAUGUAAUGCACUAGCUGAAACUGAUGAUUGUAAAACCAUGCUUUAUUUCGCUAGUAUCAGUUCUAAUUUAGAGCUUGUUCGGUUUUUAGUUGACGUAUUCAGUUUAAAACCUCGUCCACACGAUAUUGAAAUAGCUCAAUCAGUUAAUCCUGAUUCAUCAGUAGUUAAAUAUCUUCAAAAGGUUAAUACUGGUAUGAUAUUUGAUAUGAUGGAGGAAGAAAAGAAAUUCAAGGAAACUUACCAUCAGAAACUUGAACAACAACAACAGACCAACACACAAAGACAAGAUAUACCAUCUUAA
Amphimedon queenslandica is the source of this 3213-nucleotide messenger RNA. Its product is annotated as serine/threonine-protein phosphatase 6 regulatory ankyrin repeat subunit C-like. Bases 256 to 3213 code for a protein of 985 amino acids. NCBI's taxonomy places the organism in Eukaryota, Metazoa, Porifera, Demospongiae, Haplosclerida, Niphatidae. Gene Ontology annotation, molecular function: protein binding. The record is from RefSeq and is a predicted model, not a curated record. The transcript is spliced from 6 exons.